Messenger RNA from Ruditapes philippinarum (Manila clam), 8260 nucleotides. RefSeq names its product phospholipid scramblase 2-like. Bases 148 to 1104 code for a protein of 318 amino acids. Gene Ontology annotation, molecular function: phospholipid scramblase activity. Gene Ontology annotation, biological process: plasma membrane phospholipid scrambling. The record is from RefSeq and is a predicted model, not a curated record. The transcript is spliced from 10 exons. Gene Ontology annotation, cellular component: plasma membrane. NCBI's taxonomy places the organism in Eukaryota, Metazoa, Mollusca, Bivalvia, Venerida, Veneridae.
ACAAUAUUGAUUGAAUCAUGUGACCAAGUUGAGUCAUUGGACUUUUGUAUUUUCAUAUUGUGAAAUCUUAUUAUCAACAUUUUAUUUAUAUAUUUCUAUUAAAUCCUGAAACAGGAUUUAACUAAUGCAAGUGUUCUAUAUAUAAUAAUGGAAAAAGGAGCACCACAACAACCAGCCUAUGGUCAACCAGCAUAUGGCCAGCCACCACAAGGUUAUGCUGGACAACCACAGUUUGGACAGGCUCCAUAUGGUGCACCACCAGGACAGGCUCCAUAUGGUGUCCCACCAGGACAGGCUCCAUAUGGUGCACCACCAGGACAGGCUCCAUAUGGUGCCCCACCAGGAAUGAUACAUGGUCAGCCAGCAGUAGGUCAGUGGAUGGCCAGACCUGAGGGUAUUCCAGGUUGUCCUCCUGGACUUGAAUAUCUCUGUCAGGUUGAUCAACUCCUUGUUAAACAACAGAUGGAGUUACUGGAAGCUUUCACUGGGUUCGAGACGUCCAACAAAUAUAAAGUACAGAACAGUAUGGGGCAACAGGUGUAUUUUGCAGCUGAAGAAUCUGACAUGUGUAUGAGACAGUGCUGUGGUCCACAGAGAGGAUUUACUAUCCAUAUUACAGACAAUGCUGGCCAGGAAGUUAUUCGUGUAACUAGAGAGUUUAAAUGUUGUGUUGGUUGUCCGUGGUUUGCAUGUAAUGAUUCCUGGGCACAUGUUGUACAGAUAGAAGCACCUGUUGGACAAAUUGUUGGAUAUGUGAAACAAAGACAAAGCUGUAUUGAACCACAUUACAUUAUUUGUAACGCUGAACAUGAAGAGGUGUUUUCUAUGACAGGACCUUGUUGCAUUAUACAAGGACCAUGUUGUACCUGGGACCAAGAUUUCAUUGUGAAUUCUAAAGAUGGCCAGACAGAAGUUGGAAAGAUCAGCAAACAGUGGAGUGGUUUACUGAGGGAAUAUUUCACUGAUGCUGACAACUUUGGUAUCUCAUUUCCGAUGGAUCUUGAUGUCAAGUUGAAGGCAGUUAUGUUAGGAGCUGUUUUCCUUAUUGACUUUAUGUAUUUCGAGCAGAAUCAACAAAACAACAAUAACAGAGGAUACAUGUAAACAUGUCUAUAACAUACAGUGAUAGAGGAAACAUGUAAACAUGUUUAUAACAUACAAUGAUAGAGUAUACAUGUAAACUUGUCUAUAACAUACAGUGAUAUAAGAACAUCACAAGAGAAAAUAUAGAGAAGAAAGUUUAUGGACAUAUAAUAUCUAUAUACAUUAUAACUUUUGACAUAACUUUUAGCAUAUUGUUGAUAACUUGACUUGAUAUUUCAUUUUGAAAUAAACAAAUCAUUCAUAUUUUAUAUAUGGUAUCAUUUAACUACUAGUUGAUUUUAGCAAACAUUAUGUGUUAAGUAACAAACAUUUUAAUACUAUAUGUGAAACUAUUUAAUUACUAUGAAGAAUUAUGUUCAUUUUAGCAAACAUUUGUUUUUGUUUUAAUUGAGGAUAUAUAACAUUUAUUUUUGUAAUGAGGAUAUAUCUGAAAUCCAUUGAAGAAGUGGGUGCAAUAAUAUAAACCAAGAGUACACAAAAACGUUCUUUUUAUUGGAGCAUUUUUAUUUGAUCUCUUAUGUUUUAAAUGAUAUAAAUAAUUACUUUAUAUUUAUAAAUGUUGAUAAACCAUGACUUGAAAUGAGAAAGUCUGCCAGGAAUGCAUGAAAUUACGGUCAGUGUCUCAAGUUUUUAUCACCAAAAUGCCUUUUCUUUUACUGUAGACUAGAUUUUAGUGUUUAAAACAUGUCUGUUAGUUAAAGGGGUUCAAAGUAUGAUGUAAAUGUAGUUGUUGUCUUGUAGAUAUGUUUUAAGUCACAAAUUUUAUCAAAAAAUUAGCCUUGUAUAUGGAUUUCUUUGUUCAUAAAAUACGUUAUUUAUGUUGCAAGUAUAGGUUAGAGUGCAUAUUGGGUGUUCUUCGUAAAUAAGAAAGCUAAAAAGGAGCGGAGCUUGCGAAGCGACUGUAGCUUUCUUAUUUACGAAGAACAUCCAAUAUGCACUCUAACCGGCUUAGUGCUCCGCCCAUUUUUUUCCGCCUAACACACUGCGUGACGUCACACGAUAGCCUAAAUGUGUAUAACCAUAUUUGGAAGAGGUAGCAGUACACAUUUUCGGGUCACGUGUUUUGCAUAGUUUAUUCCCGCAUUCUGUCUAGGUAAAUCAGACAAUAUCACGGUGCAUAUCCAUAUCGGUUCCCUCUUUGCGAAAUAUUCUCAAACGGUACCCUCUUUGAACAUACACAGGUCAUUCUCUGCUAAAAACAAACCAGCGAUGGAUAACAAUGCAGUAAAAAUUUAUUGUAAUAAGGAAAGGAGGUAUGACAUGUAGAAAAGAUGUAUACCACGGAACACUAGAAUGUUUUUUUAAUGUGCUGAUUUGUCAUGUGCCCGAUUUUCAUGUACUGCAACUUCACAAUAAGCUGCAAAAAGUCGACAUGUCUUGCCUCGCCCGUCACCUCGACAUAUUUUUCGGGCUGAAAUGAACCUGUAGCUUGAUUAUAUAUGCAUCAUACAUAUUAAUUAUGUUCAUAUACAUAUCAUCUUCGGACAAAUGGCAGUAUAUUGUCAAAAAUAAAUGUAAAAUUAAUAAAAACACCCUACUUUCGGUCUUGCGGCGGCACGGGCUGUAAUAUUUACAUAAAAAGUUAGAAAUAUUACAAACAUACUAUGUUGGAAUAAGUGAACUUUUUAUUUGGAAAUUAUAAAAUGAUAAUGGUUCCGUAAGUAAUAAAACAUUUUUACUGUAAUUUUGCCUGUUUUCAUUUCAAUGAACCUCUUUUUUUAAUUCUAUGCGGUAGUGACGAUAUACAUGUGCGUGUACGGAAAAAAAAUGAUGCAUAAAUAUUGAUUAGUAGGAGUAAACUUCAUGAUCUCUGCACAUGCGUAUAUUUCACUUUAGCGCUCUUCGAAACUAAGCUCCGCCCACUUGCUUUUUAUAAUAUAAAACGUCCAGUUUAUAUAAAAUCUGUUCUAUUAAGAUUUGAAACCUGAAAAUUUGAAAAAUCCUCUUCGGUGAUUGGCUUAAAAAAAUUGGCGAGCACUAAGUUUUAAUAGUACAGUUUUAUUGUCUCUUUAUUAAUAAUUGUAUAUAUACAUGUACUAGUAAACGUAUAAAUAUAGAAUAUUAUCACUGUCAUAACAAAAGAUAAUUUCAUUUCAACCACCAAAAUCCAUAUGGUAUAUAUUAUACAUUUUUUAUGAUGAAGAAUACCCGAAAGAGAAUUCAGAUUUAUAUUAAAAGUUUUGUUAGUAUAAUGAUUAACCUACCAGCAUUAUAGCAGUGUGUAUAUUUUGUUUACUCCACCAUGAUUUUAUUAUUUAAUGUUCUACAUUUACUAGUAUUAGGCUCUUUACACGAGAUCUGUUUUUCUACUUUAAGUGUCUUAUUGCAAUUUUUAUUUAUUAGAAUAUAUAUGUAUAUAAAUGUCAAGUUAUUGCAAGAUGUGACUGUUUUUAAAAUGGAUUGAGAGAUUCUACAGGUAUUCCCUCAUAUAUUACACAUGAUCUAGUAGAGUUAGUAAUGUCUUGUACUAGGUUAUAAGAUGAGAUGUAUAGUAAGAUAUUCAGAUUUUUAUACAUGGGUACUAGGAAUAUAAAACUUAAAAGACAAUAGUAAUAGUUUAUAAAGGUGUGAUAUAUGUUAUAUGAUCUUAUGAUAAAUUGAUAUAUGUUUUAUGAUCUAAUGAUGGUUAAAUGUUACUUUUAUCAUUCCCACUACCCAUAUUGCCUUAUAUGUGUACAUUUAUAAAAUAAAUAACUCCAGUUUUUCUGUGGGAUAUAUUGUUGGGAUAUGUUUAUAAAGUGUCAUGGUGAAGACAAAUGUUUGUGACAGUGUUAAACGUCAUAAUAAACUACCAGUAUAAUUAUUUUUGUUUGAAUUACCUUGUAACUCUAGUUAGGAUGCACUAACAAAAGGCUCAGAAAAGGAUGUUAGGAAUUUUAGUAUUUGAACUUUACUCAUUACAAAAAUAUUAGAGUGAAAUAUUUAACAUUAGUGUUAUUUUGUAGAGAGGGACACUAACUUUGGUCAGACUUGAACUGUAUUUUCAUUGUUACAAACUAAAGAAUAUAAUCUCUCCUUUUUAACAGCUUUUAUUUUUAAAACAUAAUUAUCAAUUAUUUGAGAUUUUUGUAAAUGCACACCUGACAAAAGAUGUUGAAAAAUGGAAUUUAUCAGAGUUUUAUUUCUAAUGUAACAUUUUAUAUUAUUUUGCAAUUUUACACAUUUUAACUUUGCCUUUCUUUCAAGAUUGUAGAUAAUUAGAAUUAAAAUAUUGUACCCUUAAAUAUUUUUAACAUCUUGAGUUGAUGUUUCCAGUCAUUUAGGAUAUUUAUUUUCAAAACUUUGGCCUAUUUUGGAAAGUUUAUAACGUAGUUUUACAUGACAACAAUGUAAAACUGUCAUGUAAAAUGCUAUGAAAAAAUGACAUUUUCAAUUAUGUUUAUACCCCCACUUGUGGGGGAGCAUGUACAUUUGCCAUUGUCCUUCCCUCAUACUCUAAUGAUAUACAUUUGUACAUUAACAAAACAGAGAAAUCCAUGUCCUAUGCUCUAAUGAUAUACAUUUGUACAUUAACAAAACAGAGAAACUCAUGUCCUAUGCAUACAUUUCUAAUUAUUUCUACAACUAACCUAAAGGCCAAUUAUACCUAACAGGAGCUUGUUUUUAUUUCCUAAAACCUUUUUAUUUUUGGUAUUGUGUUACUGAUUCAUUGGUCAUCUUUAGAUUCUUUCUCGUUUUUGGCAAUUUUAUAUAGGUAGGGUGUUUUAAUAUUUUUAAUCACUUUGUUUACAUUUUGCUAGCUUAUCACAAAUUAUUUCACAUUCAGUGCCAUUUUCUUCAUGUGAUAAGCAUCUAACUUGUUUUGAAUUCAUUAUUCCAAUAUUAUAAAACAUUUGUUUGCAGUUACUACUAAAAGAAAAAGUCAUUUAUACUGAGGCUUAAUGUACCUUUAUAGUAAUACAUUUUUCACAUAGUGUGUCAUAUUAAUACAUUAUUUAGAAUGUGUAUUACAAUUGUGACAACACAGUUUGUACAAAAUGCCACAAUGUUGAUUGACAAUAUUUCAUCUAUGGCAUGUUGAAAUACUUUAAAUUCAGAUUGACAGAAUUUAUUGCCAUUAAGUGGUAAAUACACAACAGGGUAGGGCUGGUGAUAAUUGGUCUGUUAAAUAAAUAAUGGCCCUGCUUCAAGCAGAUGCUCAUAAUUUAAUCAGGGUCAAUAAUCACUGCAACUCAUCUCUGGCAUGUAAUAAUGUUUUUUGAAGGGUAUAAAGCUAUAUCUUAUGAAAUAUUUUUAUAAUUUAUCAAUAGUAAAAUUAAAUUGUUUCUAUAAUCAUUAUGGUUGACUUUCUAGAAAGAGUUGUAAGGUAGUCUGUCUCUGUUAUUAAACACAUAUGAAUAUUGUAAGUUAACAGAAUAAAUUGUUCUGCAACACAAUAUACUUCACUUUUUAUAGUACUGUAGGGUUUUAUCUCUUUAGCAGCAAUGAUUUCCUAAAUGCAACAUUUACUUUUAAGGUAAUUUACUACAAUAUUUCUGUAAUACAAGCAUACUGAAAGUAUUAUUCUUUUUAAAAUACUAGCAAUAAUUUUUGCAGCAGAUAUAUAGCUUUAUACACUGACAUAUUAUUAAGUAUUUGCAUUUGCCAAGGACAUUUUUACUGGAGAACCCGCUGGAGUUAUUACAAAUCAAGCUACUUACCUUAAAUGCCACGAAGACCAGUUAAAUCAAGUUUUUUUUUGUUUGAACUUUUUUUUUUCCUUUUUUUGAUCAGUAAAACUGUGUAUUUAUACAAGUAACAAUUAUUUUUUAAGUUUUAAUAAUACCACUUUUCAGCCGUCUUGUUUAAUGACGUCAAAUAUGUCAUUGCCUUUGAUCGUUUGUUACAUUUGAUCAUGUUCAGCAGGCUGAUUAUGAUUUUGAUGUUUUAGUGGAGCAGCACACUUAUAAUUGAGGAGCACACUUAUAAUCAGACAUUCACAAUCAUUUGAGUCUUGGCCAAUUUUGUUAACAUUCAUAGUAACGUGUGUUCAAUCAUGAAAGGAUAUGUAUAGUUGUAUCAUAUUUAAUAAGUGCAGUAAGUGUUCACGGUUUGUUUAUAAUAAUUGUAUAGAACAAUCAAUGUUUUGAUAAUUACACAGAGGUAUGUUAGCAUAAAACUUGUACAUAACAAUCAGCCAUUUUUGAUGUUAUAUGUUUAUUAAUGUAAAUGAUUAUCACUAAAAUGCUAUCUUUGACAAACCAACAACAAGAUUUGGAGCAUUUGCAAGGAAAGUAUUGUAUCAUCGUAAAUAAUUUUGAGCAACAUAUUUUAUAUUUGGUCAUUAUUAUACCCCCAAAAACGAAGUUUGGGGGGGGGGGUAUAUAGGAGUCACCCGGUGGUCGGUCGGUCGGUUGGUCCAGACCUUGCAUUUUCCUUGUCCGAAGCAUAACUUGAAAACUAUUGGUUGGAAUUCAAUAUAACUACAUACAAUUGUCAAACACAAUAAGGGGAAGUGCAGUGCACAAGAACCAUAACUCUAUCUAAAGUAAUUACAGAGUUAUUGCCCUUUGUUACUUUUCCAUUGCUUUCUUUUGUCCGGACCAUAACUUGAAGACUUAUUGUUUGAAUUCAUUAUAACUUCAUACAAUGGUCAAGCACAUUGAGAGGAAGUGCAGUGCUCAAGAACCAUAACUCCAUCUUGACUUAUUACAGAGUUACUGCCCUUUUUAACCUUUCCUUGUCCAGAGCAUGACAUGAAAACUACUGUUUGGAAUUCAAAACAACUUCAUACAAUGGUCAAGCACAAUAAGGGGAAGUGCAGUGCACAAAAACCAUAACUCCAUCUUGACUAAUUACAGAGUUAUUGCCCUUUGGUACUUUUCCAUUGCUUUUUUUGUCCGGAGCAUAACUUGAAGACUAAUGGUUGGAAUUCAAUUUAACUUCAUACAAUGGUCAAGCACAUUUAGAGGAAGUGCAGUGCACAAAAAGCAUAACUCUAUCUUGACUAAUUAGUUAUUGCCCUUUGUUAUCUUUCCUUGUCCAGAGCAUAAUUUGAAAACUACUGUUUGGAAUUCAAUACAACUUCAUACAGUUGUCAAGGACAUUAAAAGGAAGUGCAGUGCACAAGAGCCAUAACUCCAUUUUGACUUAUUACAGAGUUACUGCCCUUUGAUACUUUUCCUUGUCCGGAGCAUAACUUGAAACAUACUGGUUGGAAAUAUUCAAAACAACUUCAUACAAUGGUCAAGCACAAUAAGAGGAAGUGCAGUGCACAAGAACUAUAACUCCAUCUUCAGUAUUUAUAGAGUUAUUGCCCUUUUUUCUUUUCCUUGUCUUUCUGGACAUAUUACAGAGUAAUUCAAUAAAACUUCAUCAAUGGCCAACCACAUUGAAAGGAAAUGCAACAUACAAGAACCACAACUAUCUUUAACCAUAACUCUAUAUUUCAAUUCUUUUACAAGGUAUUCUGUUACUAGUAACAUCCUCAUUUCCGAAGCAGUCUUGCGGGGGUAUCAAUCACAUUUAGUGAUAGUUCUAGUAUUUAUUUGUUACCCCCGUCCAAGACAGAGGUGUAUAAAUUUGGCUUUGUCCAUUCCUACCUAUUGGAAAAAACUUGUGUGACUUCAGGAACAAAAUUGAACUGUAUUUCCUCUUUGAUUUGAUGAUAUUCAAUUCUUAAUCUUUUAUGCGGUUCUCCUUCUUUUAAUAGUGCCAAAAAAAGUAAUGGGGAAAUGGUAUCUUUAUGCAGGAAACUUUUCUUCAAUCAAAGCUGAAAAUGUAUUAUAUCAAUUUGUAAUUUCAGACAUUGAUAGAUCUCAUUCUAGAAAACUUCAUUGUUCCAGAAGCAUAAUUCUCUUUUGCAUAAUUGAAGACUUAACCCCCACUCCACACACACACACUUGCUUUUUAAUCUUAUCUAAAAAAAAUUUAGGCAUCAACUUUAAAAUGUUACACUGUACAGGAAGAGUAACUCUACUUGAGAAUAUAAUAUUAAUGCUCUGGGUGGUACUAAGAAGCAAAUAGUUUAAUUUGACGAGGGAUAUCAAUUUAACGAGUUUGUUUGUUAGAUUUGUAUUCUGUUGAUGUUUUUAAGACAGCAUUAUGUUUUGUCAUAUUCAUGAUUUGUAAUUAUUCCAUUUUUGUUGUAUUUUAAAUAAAUAGCUAAUUGUGUAUAUUCAGUGUGAUCUGUUACUUUUUGGCUCAUUAAAAUAGAUUAAAGGAUUGGAGACAUUGG